AAAUGUCAUUAAUUGUCAAAAUACCUACCUUCAAUGAUGGUCGCUGUAAACUUGUAAACAAUAAAAUAUUCCAACAUAAUUUUCUCUAAUCUCUUUUGUGAUAUAAAUGUUUGUUAUAUCCUUCAAUUUUCAAAAUGAAUGCAAAAAUAUGCCGAAUAUGCCUCAAUAACGCCGGUACAAUACUAUUAUCUGAUAAACAAAACAAUGUACAAAACUCUGAUAAAAUAUUUAAAUGUACGAAUAUACUGAUUUGCGAAGGUGAUGGUUUGCCGGACACUAUGUGCGAGGGCUGUGCCCAGGAGCUCGCAAUAUCAUAUAACUUCGUCAUCAAAUGUGAAUCAUCAGAUAAGGUGCUAAAGUCUCUAAUCAGUGCGCAAUCAAAAUCUGACCUCGCGAUCAAGAAUGAAGAUGUGAAGUUAGAAGGAGAUAAUAGUUUAGAUGAGCCUUUUGACUGGAAUACCGAAUAUCCCGAAGAGAAAGGGGAAAGCAAGUUAGAAUUAUCUACUGACUUAAUAGCUGAAUUUGAAGAACAUAAUUUAGAGAUCGAAGAGAAGCAACAAACAAAAUACACUUGUAAUAUUUGUGGUUCCAUGUUUGCCCUUAAAGAGGUUUUGAAAAGACAUCAAGAAACUCAUCAUGAGCGCAGCAGGAAAAUCAAAGUUAAAAACAAAAAGCAUAGAGUUCGAUCAGGGCCUAUACAAUGUGUGGUCUGUGGCCUCAUGGUCCAGAGUAGAUCAGCCAUGGAAGCCCAUAUAAGGACUCACACUGGAGAGAAACCAUUUGCCUGUGACAUAUGUAAUAUGAAGUUUAAUGUUAAAGGAUCACUCAAAAAGCACAUAGAAACGCAUCACACCAACAGAGAGAGGAAGUUUAUUUGUGAGACAUGUGGGAGCCGGUUCUUCCGCAAAUGUGAAAUAAUAGCUCAUGUGCGGAGACACACUGAUGAGAGACCGUACGCCUGCAAGUUGUGUCCAAAGAGAUUCCGUCAAAUAUCAUCAUUAAUACGACACAAGUAUUCACACACUGGGGAGCGACGCCAUUCUUGUCCAAUAUGCCAAAAGUCGUUCUAUGAUAAAUCAGCCAUUCAGAAACACAUGUCUGUACACAGUAAUGAGAAAAAAUACACUUGCCAUCUCUGUAACAAGUCCGUCAAAAGUAAAAGCUCCCUCUACACACAUUUGAAGAUACAUUCCAAUGAAAAGCAAGUGAUUUGCAACAUUUGUGGCAUGACAUUCUCCUUAAAAGGCAACUUACAGACACAUAUGAGAAGGAAGCACUCUGAGAAGUCCGGACAGUGCAGUGUUUGUAUGAAAACUUACCCAGAUUUGGAGGAGCAUAUGCGUAAACAUACAGGAGAAAGGCCAUAUGCAUGCAAGAAUUGUGACCAAGCAUAUGCAACUAAACGCAGUCUCUCAUACCACAUAAUGUUUAAGCAUGAAAAUGCAGAUAAGUAUAAAUGUUCAAUAGGGGAGUGUACAAAGACAUUUCCAACUGGCAAGUUGUUAGAGAUGCAUCUGUUGAAGCACCACACUAACCACACUCCAUAUGUCUGUCCUCAUUGCUCCAGGGGCUUCUUCCGUACCAGUGACCUCACCAGACACUUGAAGGGCAGUCACAUGGAUCCAACCAAAAUUAGGUUCAAAACACAAGACCAAGUGAUAAUAGAAGGAAUUAAAUAAUACUUUCAAUAGAACUUGCUGACUGUAAAUAAAUUGAUCUGUUAUUAUAAUGAAGUUGGUAUUUUUAUAUGUACAUAAAUUAAGAGUCUCUUCUAGGAUUAUACAAUCUUUAUGUCUUGUUCAUACUUCAUGUUUUGGAGAUAAAUAUUUUUAAUUUUGCUUUUGGAAAAUUUACAUGACACUUCCAAAUAGGUAUCAAGACUUAAUUUAAUUAUUGAUUUGAGUUCAUUGUGUACUUAUUUACUUUACAUAGUUUAUUAUUUUAUUUUGUUACUUAUCUUUAUUAUUCUGUGAUCUAUGCAGUUUAUAAUACCUAAAAGUGGUUUAUAUUUUUCUGUUUAUAAAUUUUAAGGCUGACUACUUAAGAAUCCUUUGUAUGUUAUAAUUCUACUUAUAUUAUAAAUAGAAGACCAAGUCCUGUAAUAUGUUGUUUAUCCAGGCAUGGUUAAUGUUAUGUAAAAUAUUCUUUCUAUUUGUGUACUAGAUGGCGCUAGUGUCAAGUUAGAUCGCGCUAUGGUUUGGUUUCAAGCACGCAAGCGAGACUGGUUCCCACGGCUUCGAUUGUGGCUAAACAAGCGUGCCAUAAGGUAGAUUAUAAACAUAUUGGCGCGUUUAUACCCAUCAAAGUGUAAAGAUAUAAUUAAUCAGUUUGAAUAUUUUCUGUGCAUAGUAGUUUACGAGGGUCAAGAAGAUACGAUAAAAAGUAUGCAAAAAUUGUAUAAGCAGUGAUCGUCAACCUUUCGUGGAAUUAUUAAGUUUAAAUAAUUGGGAUAGCGUAUGAAAGAUAAUAAUUGAUGUAACAAAACAAAAACCUACUAGACUUCGAACCAUAUUUUCCGAAAAAUGUAGUUUGAUGUUACAUUUACUAGUCUUUAUUUAAGUUUGUUAGCUUUUAAGUAACGUUUAUUAAAAUACUUUUGUGUGCAAGUAA
This is a messenger RNA of Manduca sexta (tobacco hornworm), 2610 nucleotides long. Its product is annotated as zinc finger protein OZF-like. The record is from RefSeq and is a predicted model, not a curated record. Gene Ontology annotation, cellular component: nucleus. The transcript has a single exon. Gene Ontology annotation, biological process: regulation of DNA-templated transcription. Gene Ontology annotation, molecular function: RNA polymerase II cis-regulatory region sequence-specific DNA binding; zinc ion binding; DNA-binding transcription factor activity, RNA polymerase II-specific. The coding region runs from base 135 to 1679 and encodes 514 amino acids. Lineage: Eukaryota; Metazoa; Arthropoda; Insecta; Lepidoptera; Sphingidae.